AUGUCUGCAACCACCACCUCAGAGCAGGGAAAGCCUGCCACCCAAAAAUCCACCAAAAAGGCCAUGCCACAACGCCUUGACGCCGUCAUAUGCACGUCUGGUUUGAGUGGCCCCUUCAUCGGCGGUUGCAGGAAAGCCCAGCCAGGCAACAAGAAAUCCCAACUGGGUGACAAGGAGGGAAAGUUCGUUCUCGACGAUAGGUUGGGCAGCGACGUCGACGUAACCGUUGUGUCCCACUGGCACAACGGAAAAAGUCACUGGUAUGGUUUGACCAUGAGCUUUGACCACAGCGUCAACAACAAGGUCAACGAAGAUGCAGGGUUUGGGGCCCGUUAUCAACCAACGACCAGCAACCCUGACAUGGCUAAGCUCGAGCUUAGUAACCAGUACACCAUUGUAGUCAAGCUCCCUUACAACAUGGACGAAUAUACAAUCUCCAUGCGGGACAUCUCAAACAGCGUCGAACUUCCUCAGCAAAUCCAAGAACUCUCUCCGGUUACCCAGAUCGAUAUUCAGCUUCACAAUGGUAGUAGGUUCUUGGUCGAGGGUUUCGGUCUACCGUUCGCCAAUCCUAGUCAUGCGAGCGACGGAUGGAUCAACGAAAAUACACCAAUCAUUAGCAAAACAGAUCUCCUCGGUCUCCUCUCUAGUUCCAGACUUACUUUACUCAUUACUAAACUCGAAUCGCGUAUCGAGUUUGGAAGGCAUCAGCCAGAGUUGUUCCGCUACCCGUUCGACUACCCCUUCCCCAAAGCCCAAAAGUUCAAUAUUGAUUUGUUUGAAAAAAUAAUCAAGGAGAACAUGGGUGAACGCUUCAGGCCUACCUUCAAGUUCGAUAACAACGCACAGAGUGUCAUUCGCAACACCAAAGUUUCCGCUUAUUUCAUUCUUAAGAAGGAGGAACCAGCCAACCCAGACGAACCCAUAUACUUUACAGUAAUUCGUCUCGAUCAAACGUUUCGGGACCAAUACAAAGCGCAUUGGGAACACUUGGUUAAGGAUGGAACAAUCUCCCUCCAUCUUAGAGAUAUUAACGGCCCUCUUCUCAAUAGCCAAAUCAUAGAGCGCCCGGAGACCCUACCGGCCCUCUUAGACAAGCAUACCUUUGCAAAACAGGUUUCCACAGCCAAGAAUGCCGUUACAAAGCAAUUUUCGCUUGACCUUAUCAUCAAGUCGGGUCUCCUUAUUAUUAGAGACAAAAAUGUUACUGGGGUCAUCGAGGGUAAGGCAAAGGAAGUGCAGAAGGCAGAGAAGGACUCAAAGAUGGGCAAGGUCUUCUACGAUACGAACGGGGAGAAGAAUUACAGCAAGUUAAAGCCUUUGCGGGAUGUGAUUGUUUGGAUCCACAAGAAGGGACAGAUCUUGGAAAUCAAGGGAGAGGAGGGGAAGAAUACCUCUAAGGAGGAUGAUAAGAAGCUUGCUGAUGAAGAGAAGAAGCUUGCUGAUGAGGAGAAGAAGCUUAUAGAGGAGCAAACGGCGAAUGAGAUGCAAUCACGGGUUGCUGACUCGAUCACGGAGUAUGACGAGUUGGAUUGGGGGAAUUUGUAUGAUCUUGACUAUUAUGUCGAUUAA
Neurospora tetrasperma FGSC 2508 is the source of this 1572-nucleotide messenger RNA. RefSeq lists its product as uncharacterized. Bases 1 to 1572 code for a protein of 523 amino acids. The transcript is spliced from 5 exons. NCBI's taxonomy places the organism in Eukaryota, Fungi, Ascomycota, Sordariomycetes, Sordariales, Sordariaceae. The record is from RefSeq and is a predicted model, not a curated record.